Messenger RNA from Nerophis lumbriciformis (worm pipefish), 2221 nucleotides. RefSeq names its product protein Wnt-2b-like. Lineage: Eukaryota; Metazoa; Chordata; Actinopteri; Syngnathiformes; Syngnathidae. Gene Ontology annotation, biological process: cell fate commitment; neuron differentiation; multicellular organism development. Gene Ontology annotation, molecular function: cytokine activity; frizzled binding. Gene Ontology annotation, cellular component: extracellular region. The record is from RefSeq and is a predicted model, not a curated record.
UCUCAUUUUCCUUCUCCUGACGUUUCUCACCUGAUGCCGUACCGGCGGUGUGCGCGCGGACUGUGCGCGCACGUGCGCGCGCGCGCGUAACGACCCCGGACCCGAUCCACGUCUCCCACGAGACGUGGGGUGAUGAUGGCGCUCCUCGUGCGCACGCGUGCCAGUCGCAGGAGGUGAGAGAAAAGCAAAGCAAACAUUAGUGCGUCACAUCAAGUCCGCUAUGGCGCACCGGAAGUUGCCUCCGGACUCCAAACCUUUGUCCAAAGUCUACUUUCUGAUUUGGCUGCUGCUCAUCUUCACACCCAGAGUGGAUUCAUCGUGGUGGUACAUCGGCGCGUUGGGGGCGCGGGUGAUCUGCGACAACAUUCCGGGCCUGGUGAACAAGCAGCGGCAGCUCUGCCAGCGCCACCCGGAACUGAUGCAGUCCAUCGGGGAGGGCGCCAAGGAGUGGAUCAAGGAGUGCCAGCACCAGUUCAGACACCAGCGCUGGAACUGCAGCACCCUGGACCGGGACCACACCGUGUUUGGCAGGGUGAUGCUGCGAAGCAGCAGAGAAGCGGCGUUCGUGUACGCCAUCUCCUCGGCGGGCGUGGUCUACGCCAUCACCAGGGCCUGCAGCCAGGGCGAGAUCAAGAACUGCAGCUGCGACGGCCUCAGGCGCAGACAAGCCAGCGACCACCGGGGCGACUUCGCCUGGGGCGGCUGCAGCGACAACGUCAACUACGGCGUCAAGUUCGCCAAGGCCUUCGUGGACGCUCGCGAGAGGAUGGUGAAGGACGCCCGGGCGCUCAUGAACCUGCACAACAACCGCUGUGGACGCAUGGCGGUGAAGCGCUUCAUGAAGCUGGAGUGCAAGUGUCACGGCGUCAGCGGCUCCUGCUCCGUGAGGACCUGCUGGCUGGCCAUGUCCGACUUCAGGCGAACGGGCGACUACCUUUGCAAGAAGUACAACACGGCCGUGGAGGUGACCAUGAACCAGGAUGGCACGGGCUUCAUGGUGGCCGACAGGGACUUCAAAGGCAGCGCCAAGAACGAGCUGGUGUACGUGGAGAACUCGCCGGAUUACUGCCUCAUGGACCGAGCCACAGGAUCAACGGGCACGGCGGGCAGAGAGUGCAACAAAUCCUCCCAGGGCACGGACGGCUGCGAGGUGAUGUGCUGUGGGCGGGGCUACGACACCAGCCGGGUCCCACGCCGCAGACAGUGCGAGUGCAAGUUCGACUGGUGCUGCGAGGUGAAGUGUAAAUACUGUGAGGACGUGGUGGACGUCCACACCUGCAAGCCCCACGAUUGGUUGGUCCGAACCUAGAGACAGGAUUUCUUCCACUCUCAAACAUUUUCCCAGGAUCUUUACAGACUGAAAACUGGAAAAUAUGUCCAGUUAUUCAUUGUGAGCUGCUUUAUUUGGAUAUGGCUGACAAAUGUUUGACAGCACUAAUAUUAGCCAGAAUAUUUAGCACGCCGACAGAAAGAGAUAAGCCAGAGUGCGACGUUCCAUUUAAAAAGCGGUACAUAGCUGCUGAAAUGAAUGAAAUUGAAUUUCCUUGCUGCUAUCAUGGACUUUUAAUCCCAGAGAGACAUUGUUGCAAAAUCUUUGCAAAAAAACAAGUUCUUCAUGUUGACAUUGGACACUUUUUCUCCCACAUUCACUUUUUAUGCCUCAUUGAAAUCUUGUUCAUUUCUACCUCUGCUCUUUGUCUUUGCUUGUUUUGAGUCACACACACAACCUCAAGACACUUUUUUUUUUUUUCCCCCGUGGAUGUUUUCAUUUCGUGGUCACAAACUAAAUUUCCAAAUAUUUCGAGUAUUUAGGUUAGAAAAACUGCUAUUUUUUUUUUUUCAUGCACCAGCACAUGCGUUCCUUAGCUAGAAAAAACGAAGCACCGGGUUUGAAAUCAAGCCAAGACGUGGCAGACUUUUCAACAUCUGGUUCAUGCACGUCCUCUUAAGCCCCCAGAUAUCCAAACCUUACAAGGGCCACUAAACGGAUUUGACAACAAGCUGCAAAAUGCAAAGCGUCAACACAUUUUUUUCCCAAAUGCGCUGAGAGCCAAAGUAAAGUGUUUUGCAAAAGGCCAAAUAAGAAAAAGGGAAAGUAAAUGUUGAGAGUUUUCACUGUGUGUUUAUUGUACAACGGCGUGCUCGGUGGUCACAACAAACCAUCACACUUGCUAAGACACGCAUAAUGCUUUCAUCUGUAAUUGCUGCUCGUCAGGUAAAA